This is a messenger RNA of Aspergillus clavatus NRRL 1, 1518 nucleotides long. RefSeq names its product putative purine-cytosine permease. Gene Ontology annotation, cellular component: plasma membrane; fungal-type vacuole membrane. Gene Ontology annotation, biological process: transmembrane transport. The record is from RefSeq and is a predicted model, not a curated record. The transcript has 4 exons. Gene Ontology annotation, molecular function: transmembrane transporter activity. Lineage: Eukaryota; Fungi; Ascomycota; Eurotiomycetes; Eurotiales; Aspergillaceae. The coding region runs from base 1 to 1518 and encodes 505 amino acids.
AUGGUGUCCGACAUUGAAAAGCCCCGCGACUCUCAUCCUCUACAGAUUGUCACACAGGAAGAGCUGGGAGAUUGUGGCUCAUCGAGUACCGCCUGUCAGUCACGAUACCAACGAUGGGCGCGAAGUAUCAAGAACCUCGAGACCCAGGGGGUCGAGCGGGUUGCGCCAGAGGACCGUCAGAAACACACCGCGUCUGACUCGUUCCAUAUGUUGCUGAUGUGGUUCAGUAUGGGGAUGGCGGUCAGUCACAUGGUUGUUGGAUCAAUAGGCACGCUGGUCAUGCAGCUAAGCUUCAAGGAUGCUGCCCUCUGCGCCCUCUUUGGGAACCUUCUUGGGGGGUUAUCAAUUGGCUAUAUGAGUACAUGGGGUCCCAGGAGUGGGAAUCGCACACUUAUAGUGACGCGGUAUUUCAUGGGCUAUUAUCCCAACAAGGUCUGCUGCUCGUUGAAUGUAUUAACCAAUCUCGGCUAUGGGAUGAUCAACGCCAUGGUCGGAGGACAGAUCCUCUCUAAACUCUCUGGAGGGUCCGUUUCGGUGGUGGUUGGUAUUAUCAUCGUGGCCCUUGCAAGCUGGGCCAUGGCUACGUUUGGGAUGCGCAUCUUCCAGAUAUAUGAAAGAUUUGCUUGGCUCCCGCAAUUGCUCACAUUCUGUGUCCUGGCCGGAUCAGCUGAACCGUUCUUCAAUUUCCAUACCGUGUCGGUUGGAAGUUCUGAAGAUAUUAAAGCCAAGCGCCUGGGCUUCUUCUCCCUUUGUUUUUCCUCGGCUCUUUCAUGGACACCUUCCGCCGCAGACUAUUAUGUGUAUUAUCCGCCCACAGUCAAGCUGUGGAAGACGUGGUGCGUAACCACUGUGGGAGGAUGCGCAGCAAUGAUCAUCAGUCUCCUCCUCGGAGUCGGCUUGGGGACGGGAGUUGCAAGCAACAGCGACUGGCAGGCCCUGUAUGACGGCACUCCGGGAAGCUUGCUGAUGGCUGGCUAUGACCGGUUGGGGGUGUUUGGUAAGAUUUGCGCGUUCGUCAACGUCUUGACGGUGGUUUCCAACAAUGCCCCGGGAGCAUAUUCCAUGGCGCUGAACUUCCAGAUGCUGGGAGAUUUUUGGUUGAAGAUCCCGCUCCCUGUCUUCACCAUUGCCAGCACUGUCAUCUACGCUGGAUGCGCGAUUGGAGGUCGAAACUUCCUCUAUCAGAUCUUCAAGAAUUUCCUCCCUCUGAUCGGCUAUUGGAUCAUCAUCUGGUUCACUAUUGCUGUCGAGCAAGAUGUGCUCUUCAAUCGAUGCAAAGGGUACGAUUGGACGGCUUGGAAUGAUCCACGAAAACUCCCCGUCGGAGUGGCUGCUGGAGUUUCUUUCCUCGUCGGAUGGGCAGGAGCCAUUGUUGGCAUGAACCAAGUCUACUAUGUCGGCCCGAUUGCGAGUGCGAUCGCAGGAGGUGCUGAUCUUGGUAUCUGGCUUGGAAUAGGCUUCACUGCCGUUGCCUUCCCUCCCUUGAGGUUCCUGGAAUUGAAGAUACUCGGCCGCUGA